This is a messenger RNA of Antechinus flavipes (yellow-footed antechinus), 11989 nucleotides long. RefSeq names its product potassium voltage-gated channel subfamily Q member 3 (gene KCNQ3). Gene Ontology annotation, cellular component: membrane. The record is from RefSeq and is a predicted model, not a curated record. The transcript has 15 exons. Gene Ontology annotation, molecular function: voltage-gated potassium channel activity. Gene Ontology annotation, biological process: potassium ion transport; transmembrane transport. The coding region runs from base 16 to 2670 and encodes 884 amino acids. Lineage: Eukaryota; Metazoa; Chordata; Mammalia; Dasyuromorphia; Dasyuridae.
AAAGCGGGGAGGGAGAUGGGGCUCAAGUCGCGAAAGGCGGCGGCGGCGGGGGCGGUUGGCGGCGGCGGUGGCAGCAGCGGCGGCGGGGGCGGCAGCAGCCCAGGCGGCAGCGGGGGCGGUAACUCUGGCGGGAGGGAUGCGGAGGACAAGCGAACUGGGUUGGGGACGGCCGGGGACGUAGAGCAGGGCACCUUGGCCCUGGGAGCCGGAGCUGACAAAGACGGGACCUUGCUUCUAGAAGGGGCGGGCAAAGAGGACGGCAGCAAGAGGACCCCUCAAGGGAUUGGUCUCCUGGCCAAGACCCCUCUGAGCCGGCCGGUCAAGAGGAACAACGCCAAGUACCGGAGGAUCCAAACUUUAAUCUACGAUGCCCUGGAGAGACCACGGGGCUGGGCGCUGCUGUAUCACGCCUUAGUGUUUCUAAUCGUUCUGGGGUGCUUAAUCUUGGCUGUACUUACCACAUUCAAGGAGUACGAGACUGUUUCAGGAGACUGGCUGCUAUUAUUGGAAACAUUUGCUAUUUUCAUCUUUGGAGCUGAGUUUGCUUUAAGGAUCUGGGCUGCAGGAUGUUGCUGCAGGUACAAAGGAUGGAGGGGGAGACUGAAGUUUGCAAGAAAGCCUUUAUGUAUGCUCGACAUCUUUGUGCUGAUUGCUUCAGUACCAGUGGUCGCUGUUGGAAACCAAGGCAACGUUCUGGCCACCUCACUCCGGAGUUUACGUUUCCUACAGAUUUUGCGCAUGCUCCGCAUGGACAGAAGGGGUGGCACCUGGAAACUCCUGGGUUCUGCAAUUUGUGCCCACAGCAAAGAACUCAUCACUGCCUGGUAUAUUGGGUUCCUGACCCUGAUCCUUUCCUCAUUUCUUGUCUACCUGGUGGAGAAAGAUGUGCCUGAGAUCGAUGCUCAAGGAAUGGAGACGAAAGAAGAAUUUGAGACUUAUGCUGAUGCUCUCUGGUGGGGUCUGAUUACCCUGGCAACCAUUGGUUAUGGAGACAAGACCCCCAAAACCUGGGAAGGCCGUCUGAUUGCUGCCACCUUUUCCCUAAUUGGAGUCUCAUUUUUUGCUCUUCCAGCUGGAAUUCUUGGAUCAGGGUUGGCUCUCAAGGUACAAGAACAACAUCGACAGAAACAUUUUGAGAAAAGAAGGAAACCAGCAGCUGAACUCAUACAGGCUGCCUGGAGGUAUUAUGCAACUAAUCCCAACAGGAUUGAUCUGGUAGCUACCUGGAGAUUUUAUGAAUCCAUCGUUUCUUUUCCAUAUUUCAGAAAAGAGCAAUUGGAAGCAGGGGCCAGCCAAAAGCUGGGUCUCUUGGAUCGGGUUCGACUUUCUAAUCCUCGUGGUACCAAUACUAAAGGAAAGCUAUUUACUCCUCUGAAUGUAGAUGCCAUAGAAGAAAGUCCUUCUAAAGAGCCAAAAAAUGUUGGCUUGAACAAUAAGGAACGUUUUCGGACUGCAUUCCGAAUGAAAGCGUAUGCAUUUUGGCAGAGCUCUGAAGAUGCUGGGACAGGAGAACCCAUGACUGAAGAACGGGGUUACAGUAAUGAAUUCCUCAUAGAAGACAUGAUCCCCACACUCAAGUCGGCUAUCCGAGCAGUCAGAAUACUACAAUUUCGUCUCUACAAAAAAAAAUUCAAGGAGACAUUGAGGCCUUAUGACGUAAAGGAUGUUAUUGAACAGUAUUCUGCAGGACAUCUGGACAUGCUUUCCAGGAUAAAGUAUCUUCAGACAAGAGUAGAUAUGAUCUUCACCCCUGGACCUCCAUCUACUCCAAAACACAAGAAAUCCCAACGAGGAGGAGCUUUUACCUAUCCUUCCCAGCAGUCUCCAAGAAAUGAUCCGUAUGUAGCCAAAGCAUCCUCAUCAGAAAUUGAAGACCAAAGCAUGAUGGGGAAAUUCGUCAAAGUUGAAAGACAGGUUCAUGACAUGGGGAAAAAACUGGAUUUUCUUGUCGAUAUGCACAUGCAACACAUGGAACAGCUCCAAGUACAAGUUACAGAAUACUACCCAACCAAAAAGGCGACUGUUACCCCGGCAGAGGUCGAGAAGAAAGAGGACAACAAGUAUUCUGAAUUGAAAACCAUUAUCUACAACUAUUCUGAACCCUGCACCCACGAAACCCCCUACAGCUUCCACCAGGUCCCUGUUAACAAAGUCAGCCCCUAUGCUUUCUUUGCACAUGACCCAGGGAGCUUGCCUCGAGGUGGAGGAGGAGGAGGAGGGCCACCCUCUGAGAGGGAGAAGCUCCCGAGGACUCUCCCUUCCACGGUCCCCUAUGCAGAAAGACCCACCGUCUUGCCUAUUCUCACUCUUCUAGACUCUCGGGUGAGCUAUCACUCCCAAGCUGAGCUCCACAGCCCCUACCAGGAGCGCAUCUCACCCAGGCAGAGACGGAGCUUCACCAGGGACAGCGAUACACCCUUAUCUCUUCUCUCUGUCAACCACGAAGAACUAGAGCGCUCACCCAGUGGCUUCAGCAUCUCCCAGGACAGAGACGAUUACCUUUUUGGCCCCAAUGGGGGCUCGAGCUGGAUGAGGGAGAAGCGGUACCUGGCAGAGGGAGAGACCGACACAGACACAGACCCCUUUACCCCGAGUGGCUCUAUGCCUCUAUCUUCAACAGGGGAUGGGAUUUCAGAUUCCAUAUGGACUCCUUCCAACAAGCCGGUUUAAAGGGGGAGGAGGGGUCACUGGAUGGCCUCUCCUUGUAAUGUAGACAAACUUUGUAUAGCUCACUUACUCUUACACCCAAAGCUUACUAGUUGGAACACCAAUGGCUGCAUUCAAUGCAUGUAUUAGUAGUAGUCACUGCACCAUUCCACGGGGAUUUACAGCUGCAUUUUUUUUUUCCAAGACACCACAAGGAAGCCGCUUCAUUUUGAGCAUGCUUUGCAUGACUUUACACUAUAUAAAUGGUACAGCUACUUUCUUCUAGAAUACAUAUCUAUCUGCUAUUCUUACUUAAAAGUUACAAUUGGGCCUGUGCAGGGAGAGAUUAUAGAAGAUUCCAUGCUCUUUUCCUUUUAUAAACAGAGAAUAUAGUUUCAGUUAAUUCUAGUGUCACUGCCCAUUUGUGUUCUACCACCUGCCCUGAAACCCAUACCCAUUUUUCAAAACAAUGAAUUCAUUUUCUUGAUAACCUUGCUAGCUCUCAGAAAUUCCCAGAAUGGAGAGCAAGUUCUGUGAGCUCUUACCCACUAUAAUUACUUUUGGAGGAAUUCUGAUUUCAUUCAUGUAUAGAACUCCCACAGCAGAAGCUCUCUCCGCUGAAGGCAAUCAACAACCUCUAUAAUUGAUCUUCCAGAGUUGUGUAGGAAUGCUGAGAAAUUUAGUGAUAUUCUUAAAGCUAGUAUGUGUCAGAAGCAGGAUCUGAAAAUGGGUCUCAUUGUCUCCAAGGUCAGCCCUCUAUCAUCUAGAUCAUGUUAUUUCUCCUUCAGUAUAUUAUAAAGAGAAAGAAAGAGUUUCUAUCUCCUUUCCUAUAUAUGGAUAACCCAAUCGAUAAAGAAAUUAGGGGGAAAAAAAUUCCAAAUGGGAUUUUAUGAGUCAUGUCAAAUAAGGAAAGCUUUGUUACUACUUUCUUUGUUCUCAAAAAAAGAUUCAAUUUCUAUUCCCUGCAGGGAAUUUUCUGCAAAAUAUUCUUUAGGAAUAGAAUCAAUUUUAGAUUAAAUGUUUAGAUUCAUCCCUAUAACUUUACCUGUGUGUAAAAUGAAGGUUAAAGAAAAAUUACUUUCCCAAAGUGAGUUGCAGUACAAAUUUGAACACAGGAUUCAGGACUCCUGAGGCAUUUGCAUGUGUAGAAAACAAGGAUCAGAAAUUAUACUGAGAUUUAUAUUAGAAUCACAGAAACCUUAGAAAUCAUCUAGGCCCAUCCCUCUCAUUCAAUAGAUUAGAAAAUUGAGACCAAGAAAUGUUGUUAUUCAAGGACCUACAAAUAUUAAGUGGCUCACUGUUUUUUCUGUCUUGACUUAGCUGUGGUACCUUGAAUAUAGAAUGUCAGUUACCUUGUGCCCUAAUUGACCAGUGAAAACCAUAAAGAUUGUAAAAAAUAAUACACUUAUUUUUAUUCUAUUUUGCUUCAAGAAAAAUGGCUGAUAGUCAUUUUAUUGAUGUGUGAAUUGGCCAAUAUGAUAACCACCACAUUUUUUCUUUAUUAGUUAAAUGAGAUCAUGUAUGUAAACCACUUUGAGAACUUUAGAGAGUUGUCUAAAGUCAUUUAUUAUUAUUUUAUUUUAGUGAAUGCAUAAUUGCCUCACUGUGGGGUACUUCCUCCAUUGAUAUGAAUUAUGAUGAAUCCUAUCCAUCUGUUAUUUCAUUGAUUAUUAGGUGAAGAUAUUGUAAGGGUGCCAAAAUCUAAAUGAAUAUUUGUUGAUGGGAAUGCUCCAUCACAUUAUGGAAGUGUGAAGAUGACCCUGGCUUGUUGAAAGCUACCAAGUUGAAAUAGAGUCAAAUGAGAUUUCAACAAUUGGCUUGUCUGCUUAAGGAUCAGUCUGACUCAAUAUAGGUAGAUUCCAUUGGUCACCCAGUAAUGAAUUUUUAACCAUGUUUACCCGUUCUUCCUUUCACACUUUUAUGAAAAUACUUAAAUCUUAAGUAACAUUCGAUCAGCAGAAAGUUAAAAUAAAAAGCCUUUUCUCAGUGUCCUACACUAAUUACUAUGCAUAAUCUUCCUAAGGUUUCUCUUUACCAGUUGAUAAUCUAUAAAAUACUCUGAUAGUGGAAUUUCUCAUGAAGAUUGAGUCAUAUAGAUAGAUACCACCUCAAUGAUUGCAUAAGUGUGCCUCAGUCCUGCCCCUCUUUAAACAUUUGCUUAUUAGCUCCUGAACAACUAGCUCUAUCAAAAUGACUCAGUUAGUGAAGAAUUAGGCAUAUUUGGAUGCCUAUAUGUCAACUAUGUUUAAAAUCCUCUUGCCUAGAGAAAUAAUAAUUCUGGCAGAUGAUUCAGUAAAGUGAGUUCUUACAGUAACUAAUGGAAGGUAUACAGUCUUUUGGUAGGGGAGAUAAACUUUUUUGGAGCUCUGAGGUCUGGAGAUUACUUAGGAAGAAGGAAAAUAGGAAAGGAGGAUAUUGCCAAUGGUGUUUGUAAAUGGAAUACAGGAAGGUCUACUAAUUGAGGAGUUUGAGAUUGGUUGAGAGUCAGAGUAGGGUUAAGCAGAAAAUAACAUAUAGCUAUAAAGAAUUAAGGUGUGCUUUAGACUCCGCCCUUUCAAAGACUUGCUGCCACAGGAGGUGAUCAUAGAAAUAACUGCCACCUGUCAACUAGCCAUAUAAAGUUCUGAGAUGGAUUACUGGGAAUCCCUGACCCAAUGGGUCAAAUGUGCUUUUCUCUGAGCUUGAUUUCUGACUAAUCUAAAAGUUAUAAUUUGCCAGGAAUGACUGAAAUAUCUUUGUUAUCACUUUGUUAUAUUGCUAUUUAUUUAAAAUUUUUAUUUAAAGGAAUUGAUAGAAAACUGACCAAACUUUCUACUUUUGCACCAAUUAAUUUUUCUAACAAAUUGACACUGUUCUAGAAUCUUGAUCUUGGUGUCUUAACAGAUAACAUAUGCUGUGAGGGGAAGCAUAUGUUCAUGCUUUCUGAUCAAAAAGAAAUGGACUUUCUAGAAAUAUCUUCUAUGGACAAGGUACUUUCUAAGUAGUACAACUUAUCUUGGGCUACAUGGGUAGGUAGGUCCACUUUCAUUGGAUGUCUUCAUGAGGAAAUUGAAUAACCUAAUUCUUGUUUAGGUAACUUUGUACAAAAUUAUUUCUGAGGUCUCUGAAGAACUUUGAGAUCCCAUUGCAUAUAAAAAAAGCUUCCAGCCUUAUAACAAGAUUUCACUAAGGUAAUAAAGAUUUAAAGAAGUGUAAGCUUUCAAAGUACUUUAUGUUUUUAACUUUCCUUGUAUCCCCAAUAAACAUAGUACUUAGCAUAUAUUAAGUGCUUAAUAAAUACUUGUUGACAGAGUGACUGAAGCACUGAGAAUUUAGAUUAGAACAUAAAGCUUAGCUUUCUUCUGGGUCAAUCAAUCUUUCAACAAGUAUUUGUAAAAUGCCUUAUAUAUGUGCCAGACACUAUACUAGGUAUUGGGAAUACAAAGACAGAAACCUCCUUACUCUUAAGAAGCUUAUGUUUUAUUGUUUAUGAAGCCUCAUGAAAACAGGACUUUUUUUCACAAUUAUAUUGAUGUGUUAUUAUAUCCAUAAGUAGGUUUUAAUGAAGAACUAUAAUUUUAGAGGAUUAGUCAGAGCUCCUAUCAGAAUUAAAUGGUCUCAUCUCUAAGAACAAGAUGCGGGGAAUGGGGAGGUGAGACUUUAGGCUCUGAUUUGAUCAAUUUUACCUGGCUAGUCUCAGACAAGUUCAACAAAAGAGGGAGCUCUAGAUUAAUAAAGAUUUUUUUUUCUUUUGUAAGUAAAGCCAGGUUUCUCCUCUUUCCUACUUUUUAAAAAAUCCAUUCAAAGAAAUGUAGCCAUUUCUGAUUGACAUUCCUAUAAUUGAAGAUAGUAUUUGUGUUAUUUUAUGCUUCACAUACAUCCCAGACAUUAUCUACUUAGAGAGCCUUAGCCUAAAGUCUAAUUCUGGUCUUUGUAAUCUUUGCUCCAUAGUAGAAAAAAGCAGCUACUUUAGUGUAGGCAUCUACUGAUUUGGUCAGUGACCUAAAAGGUUGUUUGAAUUUUGUGGGAGAUGAUAGGUACAUUCUCUUCAAAUUUUUUCCCUUAGAAUUACUUCAUAAUCAAUCUUUAAUAGUCUCUACAAACCAAAAUUCCAUGUGAAGUAGGGGUUGGACUUGUGAUGUUAUUGGUAUAAAGAAUAUCCUAGAGAAGGAAACUCUCUUUACUAAUACAGGCAGGGAACUUCUCUGAAAUUUAAAGCCUUAAAGAGAUAGCUAGAAUACCAAGAAGUUAAGUGGCAGAUCCAGAAUCACAAAGUCAAUAUGUGCUAGAUAAAUAACUUGAACUCACGUCUUCUAGAUUUGAAAUCUGGUUGCUCAUUAUGCCACAUAGGUUCUCCAUUUGCUGGAUAUCUCUGAUCAGAUAUCUCAUGAGCAUCCUUCAGAAUUUAUUUCUUGAUCUUAACUUUCAGUAAUAAAUAUAUAGCAAUUUGAGGGUAUAUUUCAAAAAGGAUUCCAUUGGCUUCACUUUCCACAUGAAGUCCCAUCAUCAUUGUUAAGGAUGAUUUAUUCUUAUGAACAAACUGUUAAUGGAAGUAGCUGUGGCUUGUUAACUGCCUGACAUCACACCAGGUUUUCCAGAAUGCAACAUUAUUAGACACGAGGGAAUUAAAAUAUAUGUUUGGUCUUUGUUAGAAGUGAUUGGAACAAGGAUCUGACGGUUUAAAUACAAGAUUUAGAAUACAAGAAUUCCUUUUAUUUUUACAAUACAGUGUCUGUACUGUAUAAUGCCUUAAACUGGACUUUCUAACAUUCUAACACACAAAUACUUAGUUAACUUUAGAAAUUUUCACGCUCAAAUAAAAAAGAAGUGAGGCUUGUAGCCUAAAAUAUUUAGCAUUAAGCUAUUGUGACCUUAAGGCACUUAUUGAUAUUGAUACCUUUACAUUUUGAAUUAUUUGAAUCUAAGCAUUGAAAUGAGAAAACUGUUACUUCCAUCAGAAGAUAUUAAGACCCUGUUACUUUGGGUUCAGUUCAUGAAUCCCUAGUGGAUAGUGUAUCUUAAUGUUAUGUUAAAUUCAUAUUUUCAUAGGUGAACAAUUGCAAAAAAUGCCACAGAAUGAUAUGGAUGAUUUAAAGUGAAGAAUCUGGUGGAUGCUUAUCAAAGACUCAUGUGGCUUUUCCCUCUCUUUUCUCCUAAAAGAGAAAAAGUAUGUAAUCAAGCCAAAUUUAUGCAUAAUUUGGUACAUGGAGCCAUUAUUGAAAUUGCAUGUUUGGUGGGAGUGAUAUAUGUCUGGUUCUGAUUCCCAUUAAGACUUAUGACACUAUCACAGUGGAUGGGGUGCUGAACUUGGAAUCAGAAAGACUUGAAUUCAGAUUCUGUCUCAGAUACUAAAUUACCAUGGGCCAAUCAUUUCACUUCUUCAUUUUUUUCAUUUGUAACUGAGAGGAAUGAACUCAAUGAUUCUAAGGUCUAGUAAGCUCUAAAUCUAAGAUACUAAGAUACCUUCCUUUAAAUUUUCUCUCUUUUAGCAUCAUGGCUGCUAAUUAGGGAGCAGGUCCUUUUAUUUGCUAGUACAGAAGAUUCAGAAACUUAAAAAUAGACAGCAUCUAUACAUCAAAAACAUUAAAUGAAGAAUUUUGCUCAAUACAGUAAUGUACAGUAGACAAGGUCAACAUUUACCUCUUUCCAUUCACUCAUGCAUGAGCAAGUGAGAACAAUGGGCAAAUCUUCUGAGUUUUCAAGGGCUGCCUUUAUAGAGAAGAUAAUGUUUCCAUGUCGCUUCCCCCACUUCCAUCUUAAAUCUCCCCAACAAAAAUUUCUAAAAAUCCUAAAAAUUCAGUGCCAUUCACACCAUUCCAAUAUACCACCUUAUUUUUGCCUUUGAACUUUGCCCAAUUGCACUUUCACUGCACCAGGUCAACAAAUUAUUUGAUCUACUACUUAGACUCACAUGACCCCUAGAGCCAAUCAAUAUUCAAGCAUCAUCUAUACACACAAGUCAGUUUGACAAAAUUCAAGUUAGACACCAAAAAAAAGAGGAAGGUAAAUUUGCCAAAUCCUAUGUGAUCUACAUGACUCCAAAUAAUUGUUUUAGUUUAACAAAUGUUAUAAUUGAAAGUUCUGUAUUCACAAUAGCAAGCCUUCUCUGAGCCUCUAGUUUUUUCUUUAUUAAUCCUGCCACUUCAGCACUUAUUGUCAAACCCCUCCAUCAAAAGGUCAGAAGAAAGCAAAAAUGAUAUCACUUAAGCUAUUCCAUGCUGAUGACUCUAGAAAAUGGUUGGGCAUUGAGAAAGUUGAAAUCUUUUGAUUAAAACAAAAUUUGGAGAUUGCAUCUGGAGUCAGAAAUUAAUUUCAAAUUAUAAUAGAGGUCUGGACACCCUUGCCAGAGGAUACUUUUCCCAUCUUUUAAGAUAAUAGAUAUCAAGCUAAAAAAGGUUUUUUAGGUCAUUUGGUCCAAAACCCUCCUUUUUACAAAUGAAAAAACUGGAGCUCAGAAAAGACUUUGUUGCUUUCUUUGUCACUGAUAUUUCUUCUUCUUUGUUAUUUGCCUCUUAGAUAGUUUUUGUCAUAGCUUCUCUCAAGAGAGAGCAUAAUGCAAAGUUAUCAAAUGCUUUAAUCCUCAAGAGGUUGACCAAAUAUUUGAAGAAAUCCUCAUUGAAUUCUAUGUACCUUGUUCCACAAAUCUCACCAACAUCAGCCUAAUAUUUGGCAAGACUGGGGAUCAAAAUGGAAAAAAAAUUAUCAUUUUAAUGGGCUCUCAUAUGCCCAUCUGAAAAUCUGUAGAGUGAAUUAUUAUGCAGUAGUCAAUAAUAAUGGCCUCAGUUUUAAAAAUACAGGUGUUCAUUUUAAACUUAUCUAAAGAUGCUCCAUUUAAUAUCAUAAGCCAGGGAGAUAAAAAUACUUGAGUUGACACUUAUUUCAAUAGUCCAAAGAAACAUAAGUUCCCUGAGGACAGGGGUCAUUUAUUUUUUAUUUUUUUCACAGUCUCCCCAGCAUCUAGCAUAAUGCUUUGCUCAUAGUAAGCCCCUAAGAAAUGUUUGUUGAAAUGAAUAAAAUUGAAUUGAACUGAAUCUCUGUGCUGGCCUUCAUGAUCUUAAAGGUAAGCUUUAAUUCCUGUAAUUUUGGGAAACUGGUAAAUUAUUUUCUUUCUGAGGCUAUAUGCAGAAAUUCUGUAGUAAAGGGUUAGUGGAAGAUGUCCAGGUGUAUAAAAAUGUUUACUAUGAGGGAGAACACACCUUCUCUUCACUGGAUGGCUGAGCCAGUUUCAAAUAGUUGCUAUAUGGUUACUCUUAGACCCAACACAAAUUGAUUUUCCAACCAAUGAGCAAAAAUGGCACAGAAAUCCACCCUUCUAUCAAUAAUUCAAAACAAGAAGGUCCCAGACAGUACUUCUAGGAUACCAGUUCCACAGUUGCUAGAGAACAAAGUAACCACAAACCCUCUGUUCAGCAUCUCUCUCAACAUCCUAAACAACUUGAGCAAACAUACUUUAUCCAAGGUAUUAUGCUUGGCACUAGAGAUACAAAGAGCACUGCCUCCCCCCACCCCAUGCCAAAAAAAUGUAAAGGUUACAUUCUACUAAGAAGGGGGAAAGCCCCUCAUGGCAAUCCCUAAGAAGCAACUGCCCCUCCCCCACAAAUGCCUCAGUAUAUCUAUAACCUGUUUCUCCACCAGAAGUCUAAAUAUCACAGAGCCAAAACUGUUUUCCCGUAUCAAAUUUCCUGGUUUCCUACUGAAAAUUAAUUUUAUAUGAGUCAAUUUUUAAAUAUCUCCUAUUAGUUGGUCCUAUCUUAUAUUAUAAAUGUGGAAAUCUCAAGAAAGAUUUGCUAGGAUAAAUAUUUACUUUAAUGUACUUAGGAAUCUACUCUUGCAGCAAAAAUAGAGAGCUCCAUGUUUGUUGAACUGGCUCAAAGAGCAAUUUCUUUGAGAUCUUAAGCCUGGGAGGAUGUCAUGUGAUACUGAAUGACUCACUUUGUACUAACUUCUACAAAUACUUUUUUGUCAGAGUUGCUACUCAGGACUCCAUGAGAAUCAUUUCUUCUCCAAAGCAUUUAUGCUAACCUGUCAGUAUCUUUUUUAUUUUCCACUGAAUUCAAUUAAGUAGGUUCAAAUGUCCCAAUUGACUCAACACCUAUCUUGUAAUCUACUAUUAGGAUUUGAAACCAGUUUUUUCUUCAGAGGUAGCAUAUUUAUUUUCAACCACUUUCUCUUCUGGGUCUCUUGUGGGCAAAUCACAAAAUGGGCACUUCUCUUUGUAUUUAGAAAUUUCUCUCUCCCAAGAUCGGAAGGCAAAGCUUUUCUUCUGAUGUCAGCACCUUUUUACAGGAGAGAAAUAGUCUCUCCCUUCACCCACCAGCAUAUUUCUUUCAAACCUAGGCACGGAGCUCCCAAGGGAAGAAUGAACUGGGAGGGUUUUGUUUUAUUUUGUUUUCAUAAAGUCUUUAUCUUUUUUUUUCCUAUGGAAAGUAUUGCUUUCAGUCUUUAUACUACAAGAUCCAUUCUGUAUUUUUUUCCUGAAAAACAUGUUAACAUCAAAGACUAAGGAAAAUAAAAUAAAAUCUGAUUUUGUAAAAUAAUGAUUUGUCAGUCCCUAUGCCCCCUCUCAUAUUUGUAUUCAGCUCUGGUUUUAAUUCAUUCCAAUUCAACUCAAAAAAUAUUUAUUAAAUGUCCAAUAUAUCCAAAGGCCAAGAAAAAAAAUCUUUAGCCUCAAAGAGUUUAUAUUCCCCAAAGGGAUAUAAUUUGUAUAGAACUGAACAUAUGUGGAGUAAAUAUUGAAAAUAAAUGAUCUGUGUUAUUAACUGAAUCACUUAAAGGGCCUGAGUGAGAAAAAUGUGUGCAUUGUUAAGACAAAACUAGGCAGACCAUCCAUGGUAGCUAUGGACUAGGUUGGAAUGGGACUGGGUAUUUCUAUGUUGUUGUUGUUGUUGUUUUUUUUCUUCUGAUGUAGCAAAGUGACUUCAAAUGGCAAGAGAAUGAUCCAUUUUGAAUCUCUGAUGGACAAGAUGAAAUUACAAUGACAAAUCUGCUGUUUUUUUUCUUUUGGGGGGUUGUUUUAUUAUUUUUUUUUCCUUUUAUGGCAUAGAAUUCUGGUGCCUUGCUCCCUGAAGUUGUCUCCGAGCUACAAAGGAUACGCUUUUUUUCACAUUCUGGCUUACAAGGGAACACAACUUUUCUACAAGUGGCCUUUAGUGCUCUUUCUAAUAUGAUUUCCUGUAAUUUUUAAACUGUAUGUCUAAUUUAUAUUCUGGCACUGUCCGAUAUUUGAACAACUUUAAUAUGUUGAUUUCCAUCUCUAUUAUGCAAAUGAUACUUCUUACCUGAUUUUUUAUGUUCUGUCUUAAAAUGAACAAUCAAAUAAUAAAGAAAUGCCGCACCACUUAUUAAUAAAUGGAAAUUUCCAUGA